AUGCCCCAAUUGCAGGGCAUCGGGCGACCAUUGUUUGGCUUCCAGUUUGACUCACUGGAUUUGCAAUCAUCAGGGACAAUAAAGUCCACCUCCAGCACAGAACCCAUGGAUGCGACGGAGCUGCAAGACGGGAUUAAUACCGUCCUGGCCUUGCUUAUCCGUACCUUACAAACUUCCAAACAGGACAUCGAGGCCCUGUCGACUGGACGUGCCGUGCCAGAGGGCUGUGUCCCAAUGGGCGGCGAAUCUCUCCUGGCCUAUUUGAACAAUCCUCAACACCUGGAGCAGCUUCUUGGGCUUUCUCUCUCCCGUUCCGGAGGCGGGAUAGGCUCUAUCGAAGCUUGCAGCACUGAAAUACUGGGAUACUCUAUCAAUACGUCCUCGCCUAUGUUCUUGGACAAGCUUUGGGCCACACCAUCAGUUCCUGGAAUCGCCGCAGAUCUUCUCAUGUCAGUCAUUAAUAGCAACGUUCACGUAUUCCGCACAUCACCAGCCUUAUCUAUCAUUGAAAAGCACGUUGCUAAAGAACUGGCUCAUCUCUUUGGAUUAGGCGGUUUAUAUUCAGGUGGCAUUAAUGUACCCGGUGGUGCUGCUGCCAACCAUACAGCAUUACUUAUCGCGCGGAAUAUACGCUUCCCCUACUGCAGGGCUUCUGGCUUGCCCCAGCUAGGACGAAGGGUUGCUGUGUUCGCGUCAGAAGCAGCCCAUUUCUCUAUAAAGACAGCUGUACAGAACCUGGGCCUGGGGACUGUAUCACUAAACGAAAUCGCUGCAUCGCCUAAUGGUUGUAUGGACAUCUCGGCACUCCGGACAGCCCUCGACAAUGCUGUCAGGGCUGGCGAUAUACCACUAGCAGUCUGCGCGACGGCAGGCACCACAGUACGGGGUGCAUUUGAUCCAUUGCAAGACAUCGCGCAGCUCUGCAAGGAUUAUAAUACAUGGUUCCAUGUUGAUGCAUGCUGGGGCGGUGCAGCGAUCUUUUCCGAAAAGCUGAGAUAUAAGCUGGAGGGAAUCGACCAGGCUGAUAGCAUUGCGUAUAAUCCGCAUAAACUGCUUGGGAUUCCACAGAUAUGCUCGUUCCUGUUGGGUCGGGACAUGCGGACCUUUUGGUCCUCCAAUAAUAUAGAUGCAGGCUAUCUAUUCCAUCAGGAUACCGCAUCAAAGUGCCAGUCGAACGGUUGUGGGGCCGGGGCAGAUACGAUGAAUAUCGAGCAGUUCGAACUGGAUUUCGGGUGGCGCAAUACAAAGGCUAUCAGGGCUGCACCAGAUCCUAACAAGGUAUACGACCUGGCAUCAUUCACUGCGCAGUGUGGUCGCCGAUCUGAUGCAGUAAAAUUGUAUUUUCACUGGCAGUACUAUGGCACAGAAGGCCUUGGGCGACAGAUUGAUAUAGCCUUUGACACGGCGUUAUAUCUAGCAUGGGGAAUCAACAAUCAGCCUUGCUUCCGUCUUCUCGGCGACGUCGAGGUACCUGGCCCGCAGGUCUGUUUCUACUAUGUCGGGCAGGGAUAUGAAAGGAUGGCAUCGCACUCCGACGAGAAGCGACAGAAUUCCCAAUUCACGCGCAUGCUAUCUUCCGGCCUUCUAAAGAGAGGCUGGAUGGUUGACUACGCUCCGGGGUCUGAUAAAGAAGGCGAGAUUGGCGAUUUUCUCCGCGUUGUAUGCAAUCGCAAUACAACCGUGAUGGUGGCAGACGGGCUCCUGAGGGCACUUUUACAGACUGUCAAGGAGGAUAUGCAUCGCUGA
Molecule: messenger RNA, 1746 nt
Organism: Aspergillus versicolor CBS 583.65
Lineage: Eukaryota; Fungi; Ascomycota; Eurotiomycetes; Eurotiales; Aspergillaceae
Product: pyridoxal phosphate-dependent decarboxylase family protein
Exons: 2
Coding region: 1-1746 (581 amino acids)
Biological process (GO): carboxylic acid metabolic process
Cellular component (GO): cytoplasm
Molecular function (GO): carboxy-lyase activity; pyridoxal phosphate binding
Source: RefSeq, a predicted model, not a curated record